AUGAUUCCAAAAGGAGUUAUUCAAAAGAAGUUAAAAAAAAAAAGAUUGAAAAGGCUUAUAAAUAAGAAUAAGAAAAGAAAAAAAUCUACAAUAUUCUUUAACAAUAAUGAAUUAAAUUAUAUAUACAAAGAUGAUUUUACAAUAAUAGAUGGGGAAAAGAUAAACGUAUCAAAAGAAAAGGAGAAAAAAAGCAUGAAUAAAUAUGUUAUAAAAUUACAAAAUUUAUAUAAAGAAUUAAAAUUAGAAGAAUGCUUAAGAUAUGGGUUAGAAAAUUUAGAAAAAUUAAAAAAGAAAGACUUUAUUGGUAAAAUUGAAUUUUUGAAGACUAUAGGAAAUGCAUAUUUUUAUUUUGAAAAUUAUAAGUAUAGUUCGUUUACAUACAUUUUAUUAUCUAAAUAUUUAAAUAAAGUUAAUGAAAAAUAUAAAAUAGAAAUAUGCUAUAAUGCGGGAAUAGCAUUUAUAAAAUAUUUUUUAGAAAGUAAUGAUAUAGAAUAUUUUUUAAAUGCUAAAACUUCUUUUAUGUGUUGUUUGUUAUAUAAUGAUAAGGAAAGUGAAUAUUUCAAUCCAACAAUUUAUGAAAGUACAGUGAAAAUAUUAAGGAACAAUUUUCUAACGGACAUAAAACAAAAUUCUGUGAAUACAGAAAACGUAGAUUUUGAAAAUAGCUCCCAUGAAAGUAUUUUUCUGAAAAAUUAUUUGAAUUUAUCAAGCAUAGAAAUAAGAAAAGAAGAAUCAAAUACAGAAUCUACUUACUUAAAGAGUAUUAGCAAUAUUGAAGAAGAUUUAAAAGAAAAAACACAUAGGAAGAAUAUAGAAGACAAUAUAAAUUUUGACUCAAAUUACUUAGAUAACAUUCAAAUAUAUGAUAGCAGUUUUGAUAAAAAAGACCUUUCAGCAAAGAAGAAAUAUUUAUUACAAAGAGAAAGAAAAAAAAAUAAUAUUAAUGAUAUAAACAAUGUAAAUAACAGGAAAGAACAAAUUUACAAUAAUGAUAUUUCAACUGAAGAUAAUUUAAUGAAAAAGAAAUUGGAAGAAAAUAAUCCUAGUAAUUUUGAUAAUUUUUUUAUGAAAAAAAAAGUUUCUGAUGAUAAAGGUGAUAUGAAAAGUUUAUCAAAAAAUGAUGAAAAAAAUGAUGGAAAAAAUGAUGAAGAAAAUGAUGGAAAAAAUGAUGGAAAAAAUGAUGGAAAAAAUGAUGGAAAAAAUAAUGAAAAUGAUUUGAUUAAUAUUUAUAGUUCUACUGAAUGCAAUUUUUUUAAUAAAAAUAAAUUAAAUGAAAAUAUACAAUUUAAAAAAAAGAGAAAAAUUACAUGUCAAAGUAUUGUUUCUGCUGUUCAUUAUAAUAGUAAUGAAUUUCUAAAUAAUUACAAUUCUUCACAAAAUGAAAACUAUAUUUUAGAAAACUACUCAGAAGAUAUAAGUGAUAGUUUAAUUAAUAAAUUAGACGAUUUCUUAUUAGAAAAUGUAAAAAAAAAAAAGAAGAAAAUAAAAACACAAAGAAUGAAAUUAUUAAAUGAUAAUAUACAUGGAAAUGAUAAUGCAUCAUAUUCAAUCAAUAAGAUAAAAAAAAUAUAUAAAGAAUAUGAAUUUAAUUUAUUAAAAGAAUAUUAUUACAUAUACGAUUUAAAAAAAAAAAAAAAGGAAAUGAAAGAAGUAUUAAAAAAUAAAAAAAUACUCGAUUUCUUUAAUACUAUAUAUAAGAUAUGUAAAUAUAAAAAGUUCAACACUUUGAUAAAAUUUGUUAACAAUUUUUCACAUAAUAGUAUGGUACCAGAUGAAAGUCAUUGUAAAGUAGUUAAUAUAAAAGGAUACUCUCGGAAAAAUGAAAAUGAAGAAAAUAAAAAUAAAAUUGUUGAAGAAAUUACAUACAAAGAUAAACAUACUAACGAAAAUAUAAAUAUUAAAGAAUUAGAAAAAAAAAAAUUUGAAGAGAUAUAUAGUUUGUCUUCUAUAGAAAAAAGAUAUAAAGAAAAUAAUGAAAUGGAUAAUAAAGAAAGCAAAGAAGGAAAUAAAACUGAAGAGGAAAAAAUUGAAAAAAAUAAAGAAAUAAAGAAUAAAAGGCAUAAAAAUGAAACUAAUUAUAAUAAUAUUAUAGAAAUAUAUAGUGAUAUAAGAAAUAGCAUAAAACAGAAUGGUUUAAUAUAUAACAAAUGUAAUGAGAAGUAUUAUGAAGAAAAAAGGGAAAUAGAAGAAACAAUUAUUUUAAAUAUUAAUAAAAUAAAUAAAAAAAGAAUAAGAGAUAAAGUAAAAAAGUUAAGUUCUCAUAACAACUACUUACUACCAAAUGUUGGCGAUAAGAUUAUAGAUGAUAUGGAUAAAUUAUUUUUAAUGAAUAACUAUUCCAUUGUUCUAAAAAGCAUUAAAAAAAAUAAGAAUAUAAAACAUAUUUAUCAUUUAUAUGAAAGUAUGUAUGCCAUUGAUAAAUUUGAUUCUAUUAAUAGUAGUAAUUUUUUUAAUAUAUCUCACUUUAUUAUUGAUAUAUUGUUACUUAAACAAGUACAAGAAAAAGACGAUUUAAAAAAAAAAAUUAAGAAAAUAAAAUAUUCGUAUAGAAAAUAUUAUACUAGACAUACCGAAUCUAAUUCAAAUAUCCUUUUUAAAAACAUAAUAAAAAAUGUACCAAGUAAUGAUAUUGAAGCUAAUUUCGAUAAAUAUGAAGAAUUUACCUUUUUUAAUUUAAGGAAAAGAAGAAAAAUAAUAAAAUCAAAUGAAAAUAAUUUGGUUAAUAAUGAUACAAAAAUUAAUCCUACUAUUAUUGCAUAUAGCAACGAUUCCGAGAUAUGUAUGAAUAAUAAAAGGAAAACAUUAAACAACACAUAUGAAAAUUUAGGAAAUGAUAAAUAUCAUAACAUAAAUAAUAUCAUUUUAGAUGGUAGUCUCAAUUCAGAAAAUAUAAAGAGAAUGGAAAAUAGAGAAAGUAACCAAAUGGAAAAUAAAGAAAAAUUCAAUGAAAUGGAAGAAAAAGAAAAAGAUAAUAUGGAGAAAAAAGAACAAAACAAGAACUUUAUAAAUGAUAGAAAUAUGUCAAGUAAUGAAAUGAGUUGUGAAUUGAAACUAAAAAAGAAGAACAUAUUAUUUCAUAGUUAUAAUUAUGAAAAAGAAAAAAUUUUUGCAGAAAUAAAAAAAAGCGAAAAAGAAUUUUUUGAUAUAGAAACUCUUUUUGAUUGUCUUAACUCUAUGAAUGAAAAUAAUUGCAUUAAAGAUAAAAUAGAAGAAAUUAUUUUAAUUUUAUUUUAUCAUUAUUGUGAUAAGGAAAAUAAUAUAAAAAAUACAUUAUUGAAAAUUUUCUUUUUUUUUACCAAUAAUAAUAUUAUAAAUAAGAAAAAUGUACACUGUUACUUAUCUUUUUUAAGAUUAUAUAAUCUUUAUAUGUAUGAUUAUAAAUGUAAAUCAUUAAAUAUAUUUUAUCAUAAUAUUGAAAAUGAUUCAGAAAAAAUUAGAAAUGAAAAAAACGAUAUAUCUAUAGACUCCAAUUUAGAGUUUGAUAAUUAUGAAGAUUUGAUACAUUUUCAUUUAUAUAUGCUAAAAUUAUUAUACAAGUGCUAUUUAAACAAGUUAAAAAAAAAACAUACUUUUGAUAAUAUAAACUUAGAAAAAAUGAUUAAUUGUACAUUCGCUAUUUUAAAUUUUUUAUUAAUAAAAUAUAGUUAUGAUCAACAAAAUGGCAAGAUAAGGAGACGCAUUAUAUUUUUAUUUUUAGAAUUCUUGUAUAUAAAUUCAAAAUAUUAUUUUAAAAAUAUAAAAUUUUUCAUGGAUACAUAUGAUAUAAAUUAUUUAAUUAAAAAAGAAAAUGCUAAAAUUCGAGAAACAAACAUUGAAGAAAAGGUAUAUAAUAAUUUAUAUGAAAAAUUUACUCAAAAGGAUACUUUAAAAGAACAAGAGAAAAACGAAGGAAAAGUGGAUGAAGAAGAGAAAAAAAAAGAAAACGAAGAAAAAUAUUCUGAAAGAAAAGAAUAUGAAUUGAAUGAUGAAAAUAGAGAGCAUAAUGAAAAAUAUGAUGAAAAUGAAAAGAAAGAAAAUGAGAAUCAAGAAGUAAUAGAUGAAGAAGAAAUAGAAGCUGAAGCAGAAAUAAGAAAAUAUGAAAAAAAAGAAGUAGAAGGAUAUGAGGAAAAUGAAAAAGAAGUAAGAAUAAGAGAAAAAGUUGAAGAGAAAGAAGAAAAAAAAAAUGAAAGAAAUAAAAUAAAAGAAAAUGUCGAUAAUCAUGAAGUAGAAGAGGAAGAAGAAGAAGAAGAAGAAGAAGAAGAGGAAGAUGGAGAAGAAGAAGAAGAAGAGGAAGAUGGAGAAGAAGAAGAAGAAGAAGAAGAAGAGGAAGAAGAAGAAGAGGAAGAAGAAGAAGAGGAAGAGGAAGAAGAGGAAGACGAAGAAGAAGAAGAAAGAGAAGUAGAAAAAGAGGAAGAAGAGGAAGAAGGAGAAGAAGAAGAAGAGGAAGAAGAAGAAGAAGAGGAAGAAGAAGAAGAAGAAGAAGAAGAAGAAGAAGAGGAGGAAAAUGAAGAAGAAGAGGAGGGAAGUGAAGAAGAAGAAGAGGAGGGAAGUGAAGAAGAAGAAGAGGAGGAAAAUGAAGAAGUAGAAGAAGAGGAAAAUGCAGAAGGAGAAGAAGAAGAGGAGGAAGAAGAAGAAGAGGAAAAUGAAGGAGAAGAAGAGGAAGAAAAUGAAGAAAAAGAGGAAGGAGAAGAAGAGGAAGAAAAUGAAGAAGGAGAAAAAGAAGAAGAAGAGGAAGAGGGAAAUGAAGGAGAAGAAGAAGAGGGAAAUGAAGGAGAAGAAGAAGAGGAAGAAAAAGAGGAAGGAGAAGAAGAGGAAAAUGAAGAAGGAGUAGAAAAAGAAAAAGAUGAAGAAGAGGAAGAGGAAGAGGAAGAGGAAGAAGAAGAGGAAGAUGAAGAGGAAGACGAAGAAGAAGAAGAAAGAGAAGUAGAAAAAGAGGAAGAAGAGGAAGAAAGAGAAGAAGAAGAAGAAGAGGAAAAAGAAGAAAAAAAAAAAGAGGAAGAUGGAGAAGAAGAGGAGGAAGAAGAGGAAGAACAAGAAGAAGAAGAAGAGGAAGGAGAAAAAGAGGAAGGAGAAGAAGAAGAGGAAAAUGAAGAAGUAGAAAAAGAAGAAGAAGAGGAAGAGGGAAAUGAAGGAGAAGAAGAAGAAGAAGAAGAAGAGGAAGAGGAAGAAGAAGAAGAAGAAGAAGAAGAAGAAGAGGAAAAUGAGGGAGAAGAAGAGGAAGAAGACGCUGAGGAAGAUGGAGAAGAAGAAGAGGAAGAAGAAGAGGAAGAAAAUGAAGAAGAAGAAGAGGAAGAAGAAGAAAAUGAAGAAGAAGAAGAAAAUGAAGAAGAAGAAGAGGAAGAAGAAGAAAACGAAAAAGAAAAGAAUGAAGUAGAAGAAAGAAAUGAAGAAGGAAAAGAAGAGGAUAAUAAAGAAAAUAAGAAAAAAGAAAAAAAACACUCUUUGAAACAUAAUAAUUUAAUAAAUAAUAAUAUUCCUUUUAAGCUUGUCGGAAAAAUUAAAAAAAAAUUCAAAAAAUUAAAUGAAAACAUAGAUCUUGCUUUUUCAUCUUUUUUAAAAUGUUAUAACAAAUGUUUUUUUAUAUUAAAUUUAAAAUUAUAUGAAAAUAAGUUUUUUAAAAAAAACAUUAUGAAGAAGAUCAAAAAAAUUGUUUACUAUUGCAAUAGCCUUUAUAGUAUGGUAAAAGUAAAAAAGUUACCCAUUUACAAAGUUUAUAAUUUCACAUUAAAUGAAUUAAACUGUAAUUUAUAUAAUGAAAAUAUUUUUUCAAAGCCACAUUUUUUUAAGAUAUUAAAAGAAGACAAAUAUGUUAAGAAAAUAUACACACAUAAGCAAGAUUAUAUUUCAAAAAUGAAUGCAUAUAAUAUCAGCAACAUGUUUAACAGGAAUAUUACAAAAAAAAAUGAUUUAAUGAGUAUCCUGGUAUCUUUUACUAGACGAGUUAAAAAAAAAUAUGAAAAAAAAAAAUUAAGUAAAAAAAAAAAACAGUUUAUUAUUCUAACAUACUCUUAUAAAUAUGUAAAGAAUUGCAUUUGUAAGGAAAUAAAAAAAAAUAGUAUAUUAUGCUUAUAUGAAAAAGCAAAAGCAUUAGACAAAAAUUUUACUUUAAAUAUUGAUUCACUUCACUCUUUAUUUGACACAAGAUUAUGCAUUUUAACUUUGAAUUAUGAAUUACAAAAUAUAAUUAUUCAAUUUAUUAAUGAUUGUAUGAAUUUCAUCAUGAAAAAUAAAAAAAAAGCAUAUUUCAUUUUGAUUAGAAAAGUAAUGAAUAUUUAUAACAUGAUUUUUUCUAUAUUUUAUUUACGUUUGAAUUCUUUCUCAGAGUUCCAUACAAAUAAAUUAUAUAAAGUACUUUCUCAAAACAAAGAUAUAUUUUCUUAUGAUGAUAAAAUUAAUUCAAAUAUGCUUAAUUUUUUUAAUUUUAUAAAUUUUAGAUAUGGCUGUUCAUACGAUUUUUUAAAUCAUGUUUUUACUUCUUUUCAUGUUCUUAUGAAUUUUAUAGUAAAAAUAAAUGUAAACAUAAAAAUAGAUAAAAAAUUCAUAGGAGUUCAAAAAAAAACAAAAGGCAAUAAACAGAAUACUCAAAAAAAAGUGGAAAAUAUAAGUCAUGAAAUACAAAAAUAUAUUAAAAAAAAAAAAGAUACUGAACAGUUAAUAAAAAGGAAGAAAAGCACAAUAAAUUGUAUUUAUUUAAAAAAGGAAAAAAUAUAUAAAAUAAUAAAAGAGAUAAAAAGAAAAGUAGGAAUAAAUGGACAAUUCAAAAUAAAAAAUAAUCUUUUAGAAAGAAAACUAGGAAAAAAAAUAAACAAAUGUUAUAGUUAUUUCGUGAAAGACAAAAAAAGGGUAAAAGAAAAAAGAAACAAACAACAAAAAAAAAUUAAUAUUAAGAAAUAUUCACAAUUAAAAAGAAGCAAUAGAAAGUUAUAUUAUUUAGCUCGUAAUGAAAGUUAUAAAAUUAGUAAAAAAGUGGGCAACAAAAAUAUAAGAAAAAAAAAAUUAUGUUCUUUAAAAAAAAGUAGUAAACUGAACAAAAAUAGCACAAAUUUAAGUUACACAAGAAGACGUUUUAGAUAUAUAGAAAGAAAUAAUAGAUAUAAAAUUAGAAAAGAUAACUACAAAAAAAAGGAGAACAUUAUAGAAAAAAAUUUGUAUAAAUAUAAAAAUAAAUAUAAAAGUAUAUUGAACAGUUAUAAAAAAUUAAAGAAAAUAAAAAGGAAAUUGAAAAAAACAGUAGACAAUACUUCUUUUUUUAAAUAUAUAUCUAUAAUAAACAAAAGUGAUCAUAAAAUUUAUACAUCUCUUUAUCCGUUAUUUUCACAUAUUUUGUUUAUUCUUAUAUCCAUUUUAUAUAUAGAAAAUUAUAAUAUUUUACAUUUACGAAAAAGUCAAGAUUUUUUCAUGAUUAAUGAUAUAUAUAACACUUACUAUAUAUUUUUGCAUAUUUCAAGUAGUAUCAUAUUAUUAAUAUCUUCUCCUUUGAAAACUCACUUGCAUUUUUAUCCAUUUUUAAAAUCAAAGCAGGGAUGUUUCAUUAAAAGAAAGAAUAUAAAAGAAAAUAUAGAAUAUAAUAAUAAUGAAAUAGAAAAUUUAGAUAAAAAAUAUGUAAUAUCAGCAAGUGAAGAUAAAAAUCAUCAGAACAUUCUAAAUUUCUCAAAAAAUAAAUUAGAAAUUGAAUCAAAUACCUCAAAAUUAAAAAAUAACUCUAACUUAAUAAAAUGUGGCAAUAAAGUUGAAUUAAAUAGGAAAUGUAAUAAUAAGUAUGAAAUUUAUUUGCAAACACUUUUAAAUUUUAGCUUAGUUGAUGUUUUGCUAGUUUCAAAGAAAAAAAAUAAUACCAAAAGGAAAAUAAAGAAAAAUAAAUAUAUCUAUAUUUUUUGUAAUUUAGUAGAAAAUUUAUUGCAGAUUAAUAUGUUUUAUGUAGAUUUAUUUAAUAAUUGUAAAAGAAGUAAUGUACUUCAAAUGAAUGAAAUAUUUUUAAAAUUAAAUAAAUUAUGUAAAGAUAACAAUAUAAUGGAUGAUUUUACCCAAAUGAAACAAACAUUAAUUAAUCAUGCUUUAUUUAAAUUUGUUUUACAAGAUAAAUAUUUAAUAUAUUUUGAUUUAAAUAAAAACGAAUUAUACAAUAUUAAUAAAUGCUCUAUGAAUUUGUUUUAUUUUUCUUUAAAUAUUUUGUUAACUUCUUUUAAUACAGAUAUAUCGAUUCACUUAGAAAGAAAUAUAUAUAAUAUUAAUCUUUAUCAUCAAAAAAAUUUGUAUUAUGAAUUAAUUUUAAAUAAUAUUAAAAGGACUAUUCUUUAUAUAAACAAUAGUAAUAAAUCUUCAUUUAAUUGUAUAUUUCCUUGUGUAAUAUAUUACUUAAAUAAAUACAAAAAAAGAAAAAAAACAAAUAAGAAAAAAAAAAAUAACAUAAUAACUAGUAGUUUAAGUCAUGUUUCUUUAUCAGAUGUUAAGUCUAAAAGUUGUAUUUCAUUAGGAAAUGAUGCAAAUGAAAAUAAAAAAAAAAUUAGAAUAGACACAAUUUUGAAUAAAAAAGAAAAAAAUCAAAUUAGAGAAGUUAUUGAUAUAGAUAAUAUUGAGUAUGCUGAUAACCAACACUUGUCUUAUAAUAAAUGCAUAAAUUACAUUAAUAAUAGUAACAUCAUGAUAAAUCAAACUAGAAAUGAUACUUUUGAAAAUAAAAAAAAAAAGUUUAGAAAAAAUAAAAUAAUUAGUAAGAUAAUUUUUGAUAUGAUUAUGCCAUAUACAGAUAUAAAAAAUAUUAAAAUUCAAAACAAAAUAUAUCGCAAUAAUCACUCUAUUAAUGGUCUUAUUAAUAUUUGUUUUUCAUUUUUAUUUAAUAAUUUCUUAUUUUUAAAAACAGUGUAUCCUUUUGACAUUAUACCAAAAGACAAAAAUGAAAAUGAAUCAGAUGAUAAAAAAAUAAAAAUAACAAAAUAUACCUUAGAUAUAUUUAAUAUGAAAAUGAAUGAAAUAAAAUCAGUUGAAUUAUUUUUAUCCUUGUAUAUUCAUAAAUAUAUGCAGAGUAUAUGUUUAGAUAUAAAGAAACUAGUUGAUUAUAAUACAUAUUUAAACCAAUUCUUCUGGAUAUCAAAAAAAAGUCAUAUAAAUAUUUCACACAAUGAUUAUAUAUAUCUUAAUUAUAAAUAUCGUAAUAUUUAUUACAAGUUUAAUGAUUAUAAUGUUUUACAAUUUUUAAUAAAUUUUAAAAAGUCCAAAACUGAAGGAAAAGAAUUUAUGAUGUCUUUUGUAAAAAUUUUUGAAAAGCUCAUUUCGAUAGAUGAUGAAACCAUUACCAAUUUUAUAGACCCAUUAAUUUAUAACAUUUUUAUAGACUAUAUGAAAGAUUUAUUUUUAAAUGAUGAUUAUUAUUAUGUUUGUUUCUAUGAGUAUAUAAAAAAUGUUUAUUUAGAAGAAAAAAAAAAAACUUUUAAAAUUGAAAACUUCGAUUGCUAUAUAGGUGAGUUAAAUGAAUUAAAUCCAUAUAAAAUAAAGAAGAAUAUGAAGAACAAACUUAAAGAGAAUAUUGAUAAAAGCUGCUUAAUGUUAAUAGUUAAAAGGAAGAUAUACAAAAGUUUAAAUUACAAUAAUUAUUAUGAAAUUGAAAGUAAUGUUGAUAUUAUAAAAAAUGGACAUAUUAAUUCAGAGGGAAAUUUAAUUUUAAAUAAAUUAGACAAAAAUUUUACAAAUAAAGAUACUUUUAAUAGUUUAAGAAAACAUAAAAAUAUAAAUGAUCAUAGUACAAAUGAGAACGAUGAUGACAAAAAUAUAAAUGCAAGUAAUAUUUCAAAAAAUACAAUAGAACGAUUAAAUAAAAACGAAAGCGUUACGAUAACAUUAAAUAAUGAUCCAUAUUAUUUUAAAAAAAUACACAUAUAUUAUAAAAGUAAAUUAUUUAGUAUAAUUAAUAAAAAAAAUAUUGAUUAUUUAGAAUUAACGAAAGUUAUAAAUGAAAAGCAUUACAAUCAUUUUAGCAAUAUAUUUUACAGUUUUUUUAUACAUAUAAUGAGUGAAGUUAAAUAUGACUAUAAUAAACAGUACAAUUUUAAUAUUUUAAAAAUUAUUGAUAAAUUAAAUAUUGGAUUAAAAGCAUCAUUUUAUAAUAGCAAAAAUAUUUUUUUAUAUUAUUAUAUUUUUCAACAGUAUUUUCACUUAUAUAAAUUUUUAGAAGACAAAUAUUUUUCUGAAUUAGUUCUUUCUGAAUAUUUAUUAUUAAAUAUAACAACUAAAUUAGUUGAUAAUUCUUUAUAUAAUACUGAUCUUUAUAAAAUGUACUACUUUUUAAAAUUUUUAUACCUAAAAUAUACGUUGAAACAUACAGAUAUACUAAUUAAUUUUUUGAUUUAUGUAUAUUAUAAAUAUUUUUUUUACCAUUAUAAAGGAAAAGACAAUUAUUUUAAUUACUUUAUUGACCUUUUUAUUAGUAUACAUGAAGAAUCAUAUAAUAACAGCAUAUUUACAUCAGAAUAUAAAAACAAAGAAAACAAUGCAUAUAUGAAUUUUACAAAGGAAGUUUUUUUUACAAAAAAUUUUUUUAUCAAUUAUGGUUCUAAUUCAUCGUUAAAAAAUACAUUAAAUAAUGAUAAUGAUAAUAAUAAAAUUACGAAUGAUGGACACAAAAAAAUGAAUAAUUAUUAUUUAGUUUUAUCAAAUUCACAAAAUAGAUAUAUUCAAAUUUUAUUCUUUAAGAUUCUAACAAAUUUUAUAAGGUCAAAAAUUAGUUUGUUAAAUGCAAAACAUCUAUUUGAUAAUUUAAAUUUUUAUAUAUCUUCUUACAUUAAAUAUACUCUUUUUUAUUCUUUUGAAGAAAAAAGUAACUGUUUUGUAAACUCAUUAAGAUAUAAAUAUUUCUUUUAUGAUUUUAAAACAAUAAAGAAAAACAUAAAAUUAUGUGUCUACUUAAAAAACAUUUAUUUAAAACAAGAUUUAUUCAAUAGUAAUAUAUUAUCCUUCUUAAAUAUAGAAUGUAAAAGGGAUAAAAAAAGAUUAAAUAAUAAAAAGCACUUAUAUAAUCAAAACAAAAAUAACAGUGAAAAAAGUUUCAUUGAUUCACAAAAUUUGAAAAAUUAUAAUAAUGAAAAUUCAAAAAAAAAUAGUAUUGAUGUUAAUAUCCAAAAUUUUACAAAUGUAAAAAAUAAUAACAUAAAUAUAAAGGAAACAACAUUUUCAGAAAAUGAAAAUAAUUCAAAAAAUAAAAAUAAAGGUGCUAAUGCGAAAAGGUUAAGAUAUGAAGAAGAAAAAAACAGUAAGGUAAAAACAAAAAAGAAAAAAGUACUAGAAGAAAAUAAAUAUUUAGAACAAGAAAAGGGAAUAAAAGUUGAUAAAAAAGAUGAAACACAUAUAAAAGGAGUAAAAGUUGAAGUAGAAGCAAAUUUAGAAAACUCUGAAGUAGCAAGAAAUUCUAAUGCUGACCAUUCUCAUAAUUACAAUAAUAAAAAAAUUAAUGAAAAAUAUAAGAGUAAUAUAGAACUUGAUAUUGAAAAGAACUUAAAAAAUUAUAAUUUAAAAGUUAUAAAUCAGAAUUCAGAUGAUAAAAAUGAAAAUGAUAAAAAAAAAAUUAGAGUAAACAUUAAAACAGAAGAAUUUAGUGAUGUAGAUAUAAAUCCAUUAGAUGCAUUAGAUCAAUCAGAAAUACUAAAAAAUAAGUUUUAUAAAAAAAUAAACAAUAAUAAAAAAAUUUCAAUAAAGUAUUAUAUAAGAAUUUUAAAAUUUUACUUAAAAAAUAAAGUUCAUGGGUAUUCUAUAAAAUCAUUAGAAAGUUUAAAAUUACAUGAUAAAUCUAUUUAUUUAAUAUUUCUAUUUUUGGGAAAAUUAUUUAACUUUCUCUUUAAUUCCUUGUUAUCUUAUAAUGGUGAAGAAGACAAUAUAAAAAAAAAAACGAAUACAAAAUUAAAUAAUGAAAAAAAACUAUCUAAAGUAGAUUCUAAUUCUUACUCAUAUGAUAAGUUAUUGUUAUAUUUUAUGCUUAUUUCAAUGUGCUAUUAUUCAGACAGUUUAAUAUUUUCAAGUGUUAAUUUUUUAGAUUUUCAAAACAUUUGUUCAAUUAAUGAAGUUACUUGUUUAAAUAAAAAGAAAGAAGAUAAUAUAAGGAAUGUAUCAGAAAAAACAUCAGUAGAAAAAAGAGAUGAAAAUGAAAAAGAAAGAAUAAAAGGAGAUAACAAAAAGGUAAAAGAGGAAAAAAAUAAAAUUGAAGAAUAUGUUAACAAUAUAAAAAAUAUAACAUUAGAAGAAAAUAUGAUAAAUGCAAAAAAUAUAAUAGAAGAGAAAAAUGAAGAUUUAAAAAAAAACAAAUUUCCUUUAAAUCCAAGUUUUUUAAAUACAAAUAGUUAUUACAUUUUUAGAAGUAAGGCAAAUGAUAUUAUUAAUAGUGAUAAAGAAAGUAUAAAAAUUAUUAUCCCAUUAUAUAAAUUAUUGGUAACACGAUUAAAAAUAUGCUUAUAUUACCCUAGAUAUUUCUUUAUUGCUUGUUUAUUUAAUUUUAAAAAUGAAACAAUGUUAUCAAAUAAUCUUUUAAAUUAUAUAAAAGAAGAAAAAUUUCUCAAUGAAAAUAUUAAGUAUAUUUAUCAAGUAGAUAAGGAUCCGCAAAACGUAGAAAAGGAUUACAAAGUUACAAAAUGUGAUACCAUAGUAGAUGAGUUUAAUAAAAUUGAACAUUUUGAUAAUUUAAAUACUCCUGAUUUAAAAAAUUUAGUAGAUGUUACAGAAAGUAUUAAUUAUAAAAAUAUGGAAAAUUUUGUAGAAAGUUUAAAAAUAAAAGAAGAAAAUUACAAUACUUCAAAUAAUUUUAUAAAAAAAAACCCAAGUACAAAUGAAAAUGGUUCUUUAAGUAAUAUUAAAAAUGUUCCAUGUAAUAAUAAGAAAAAGGAAAAUAAUGUAAGUAAAUACAUAAAUUAUUACAAUGACUAUUAUGAAAAUUGUAAUUUGAAUAGUUCUGUUUUAUAUGAUUUAAGUAAUUCACAGAAUAAUUUAAAAAAUGAAGAGUUAAUUGAUAAUAUAAAAUUAUAUGAAAACGAACAAAACUCAUGUAAACUUUUAAAAGAAAAUUGUAUUAAGAAUAAUGAUUGUUAUAUCAUUGAAAAAGAUACGCAUAUAUCUGAAAAAUAUAAUGUAACCAAUGAUACACAUGAAAAAGAGAUAGAUAUAAAUGAAAUAAAUAAAUUUAAUUAUAAUUUGAAUAAAUUAAAAGUUAUAAUAAAAAAUAUAGAAAUUAAAUAUAGUGAUGUUAUCAAUGACAUAAUUGAAGGUUUAAAAUUUAUUUCAGAAAAUAAAAAUUGUAACAAUUAUAAUUCACAAGCUGCUUAUUAUGUGUGUAUAUAUUAUUUUAUGAAAAGAAAUUAUGCUAAAUGUAUACAAUAUAUUAAAAUAUUUGUUGUUAAAGGAGUAUUUAAAAUAUGGCAAAACGAUACUUUUAAUCAAGAUUAUUACAAUUUAUACUGCAAAAGAAUUCAAAGAAAUGAAUUUUGCUCUAUUAAAUAUUUUACUGUUGUAUUAGAAGUUAGUAAAAGCGUUUUGAAAAAAACCUUAACUAAAAUUAAUGAUGAAAUGUGUAAUGAAAAAAAAAAAUUAUUAGAAAACAUCUACAAUAAUAAACUAGAGGAUGAAAUAAAUAAAAUCUUAGUAGAAGUAAAAAUUUUGGACAAAAUUAAAGAAAGUAAUGAAAAUGAAAAAUUAAUUAUUGAAAAUAAAGAUAAUCAUGACAACAAUUUGAAUAGCAAUAAUAAUAAUAAAGACGAUGAAGAAGUUAAAGCAAAUAACAACAGAGGAAUAAUGACAGAUCUUGAUAUAAAAGAAAAAUUAAAUAGUAAUGAAAAUACAACUAAUAUAAAUACCUAUGUAUUAAAUUCAGAUAGUAUGAAUGAUAAAAAAGAGAAUCAAUAUUCUACAAAAGAAAAUAAAUGGAUUUUCUUAGGGUUCGAUCAUUUAGAUCACUUAAAUGAAACAUAUGAGAUAUUGAAAAUACUUUUCGAAAUUUAUUUAAACUUAGGUAAAACAAUGAAAAAAUUUAAUGAUUGUAAAAUAUUAGAAGAAGCUACAUCCUCAUAUGGUUAUAAUUUAUCAAUUAUUAACAUACUUUUUAAAAUGCUAACAGAGCAUUUAUGUUUUAUCUUAGAAGUAUUAUGCUAUUUUACUCCACAUAUUUUAAUAUAUCCAAUUAUUUUGCUAUUCUCUAAUAAUCACGAUAAAUAUUUUUAUUUAAAAGAUGCUUCUAUUAAUGAAGAGAUAAUUUAUAAUCGUGAGAGUUCUUCUAUAGAUUUAAGAAUUUUCAAGUUGUUUAGAGAAUUACUAGCAAAUAAAUCAGUAGUUUUACCAUCUUAUUUAUCAACAAGAAUGCACAAUAUAUUUUUGAUAAUUUGUAAAAAAUUAUUGUAUUAUCAAAGAUGUGAGGAAGACAUGUUAAAGAAUAUGAAUGAUGACAGCAAUAAGGGAAACAAAAAAAAGAAAAAGGGAAUUAUUCAAUUUGUUAUUAAUGCACUUAAUAAUGUUAAUAAAACAAAUCUUUCUUAUUUUGUGAAAUUAUUUAAGAACACAAAAUUACUAAAUUGCACUAAUUAUUUGAAUUGUGAAAGUGUUAAAUUUUUAACAAGUAAAUUAGUCUAUGAUUCAACCUAUUCAGAUAUAAAUAAAAAUCCUCCAUUAAUUGAAUUAGAUGAAGAUAUAGUAGAUAAAACAAAUUAUCCUAUCAAUAAGGAUAUUGUAAUGGAUACCCUUAAUAAAUUAUCAAAUAAUUUUUAUGAUAUAACAGAUAAAGGUACUCUAAAUAACACUGAUCAAUUAGAUAGUGAAAAAAAUAAAAAAAAUGCCUUAUUUUAUAUAAGAUUAAAUAAUGAAAAAUAUAUAUGUUUAUAUGAUGAUUUUGAUAUACUUAGUAAUAUAAAAACUAAACAUGAAGCUUUAAAUUCGGUUUAUUCAUUAUUAUCACAUAAAAAUUCCUUGUCAAAAAAAACAGAUAAUAGCAAUUUAAAAAAAAAAAAAACUUCUGAUUUAAUUAUUCCUGAAGUUAAAAAUUCUGUUCGAGAAAGAGAUUUAAGAAGAUUAAAUAGAGAAAAAAGUAAAGUUAUGUAA
Molecule: messenger RNA, 15039 nt
Organism: Plasmodium gallinaceum
Lineage: Eukaryota; Apicomplexa; Aconoidasida; Haemosporida; Plasmodiidae
Product: conserved Plasmodium protein, unknown function
Exons: 2
Coding region: 1-15039 (5012 amino acids)
Source: RefSeq, a predicted model, not a curated record